Messenger RNA from Cucurbita maxima (winter squash), 5058 nucleotides. Its product is annotated as dicer-like protein 4. The record is from RefSeq and is a predicted model, not a curated record. Lineage: Eukaryota; Viridiplantae; Streptophyta; Magnoliopsida; Cucurbitales; Cucurbitaceae. Gene Ontology annotation, biological process: siRNA processing. The transcript has 12 exons. Gene Ontology annotation, molecular function: ribonuclease III activity; protein binding; RNA binding. Gene Ontology annotation, cellular component: cytoplasm; nucleus. The coding region runs from base 121 to 3036 and encodes 971 amino acids.
GUAGCGUUGUGGUUGUCAUUUUUCAUUCUCCUCCUGCUGUGCUCUGUUCAUUUCAGUAUCUUACAAACCUCACUCUGCUCUGCGAUAUCUUCUUUUGUCUGGUCUUGUAUUUCUAUUGUGAUGGAUUUAGGAGGAACUCCAUGUCAUGCAAUUCUGCCCUCCAAUGCUCCAAUCCCACUGGAAGAUGGUGCUCUCAAUGACCAUCUCUUGCCCAUGAGAGACAGUGCAAAUGGAGAGGAAUUAGAGCUUGACUUCUCUGAUUCUGACAGUUCCGAAGAUGAGACUUCACGAAAAGAACUGUAUGAGAUGUUGCUUCCAGCUGCUCUGAAAGAGUCUUGGACUAGCUCGGGUCAUGUGAUUCUUAACUGUUACCAUUUUAAAUUUGCUCCUCAUCCUAGGGAUAGGAGCUACAAAGAAUUUGGUUUAUUUGUGAAGGCACCACUUCCCCAAGAGGCUGAGAGAAUGAACGUUGAGCUUCAUCUUUUACGUGGUAGAUCUGUAAUGGUAAAUUUGGUGCCAUCAGGGGUCGUUGAGCUUUUGGAGGAUGAGAUAACCCAGGCAGAGAGUUUUCAGGAGAUGUUUCUUAAGGUCAUUUUAGACAGAUCAGAAUUUGAACAGGACUACAUACCUUUGAGGAAUAAUGUGUCUAGAUCUAUUUCAUCACCAUCUUACUUGUUGCUUCCUGUGAUUUGUCUUGAUAAUGAGGGAUUGGUAUCUAUAGAUUGGGAAGUUAUUAGAAGAUGUUUAUCCUCCCAAAUUUUCCAGAAUCAUGCAUGCUCUGUUAUCGACGAAAGUCCUUCCUCGGAUACCCAUCUGAUACUUUAUGAUGGCUGUAGAAGGUCGAGUGAUAUCGAGAAUAGUUUAGUGUAUGCCCCAUACAAGCGUACAUUCUUUUUUGUCACUGACAUUGUGAGUGAGGAGAAUGGAUACAGUCCGUUCAAUAACUCAGGCUCCUUGAGUCAUUUCGAGCAUUUAGCGAGGUUUGGCACUCAUCUUAAAUACCCUGAGCAGCCUCUUCUUUGCGCAAAACAGCUAUUCAAUUUGAAAAACUGGCUACACAAUAGAAAGCAGAAAGAACCUGAAGCACGUCAUCUGGAAGAACAUACUACUAAGUUGCCUCCCGAGCUUUGUCAAUUGAAGAUAAUAGGCUUUUCAAAAGAUAUUGGAAGCUCCAUAUCGUUGUUGCCAUCAAUUAUGCAUCGUCUAGAGAACUUGCUUGUUGCUAUUGAAUUGAAGUCUAUGUUAACGGCUGCUUUUCCAGCGGCAGCUGAGGUUACUGCCAACAGAAUUCUUGAAGCACUCACCACUGAGGAGUGCAAGGAAUGCAUUUCCCUGGAAAGGCUCGAAACACUCGGUGAUGCUUUCCUUAAGUUUGCAGUAGGAAGACGCCUUUUUCUUGCCCACGAUAAGUUUAAUGAAGGAAAACUUACGAAAAAACGUAUUCAUUUGGUGAAAAAUAUUAAUUUGCUCAAGCUAGCAACUAAAAAGAAUUUACAGGUAUACAUACGUGACCAGCCAUUCAAACCUAGUGAAUUUUAUCCACUCGGUCGUCCUUGUCCAAGAAUUUGCAACGAGGAAACUAGAAAAGAUAUCCAUUCUCAUGAUAAUGCAGCAAGGGAAGCCAAGUGCAGCAAAGGCCACCACUGGCUACAUCUGUACAUAAUCAGUGAUGUUGUUGAAGCUUUGGUUGGAGCAUUCCUAGUUGACAGUGGCUUUAAAGCUGCAAUUGCAUUUCUCAAAUGGAUCGGCAUAAAAGUAGAAUUUGAAGCCUCACAAGUUACCGAUGCUCUCAUGGCAAGCAAUGCUUGCAUUCUACUUGCAGAUAGUAUAAACAUUUCUGCACUUGAAAAUUCAUUAGGCCAUCACUUUCUCCAUAAAAGUCUGCUACUGCAGGCACUCGUACAUCCUUCUUACCGCAAGCAUGGAGGAGGUUCUUACCAGAGAUUAGAGUUUCUUGGAGAUUCUGUCCUAGAUUACUUGAUCACAUCAUAUCUCUAUUCAGCGUAUCCUAAGCUGAAGCCGGGUCUAUUGACAGAUUUAAGAUCAGUGUUUGUGAUGAAUGAGGCUUUUGCUAAUGUGGCGGUAGAUAGAUUGUUCUACAAGUUUCUGAUUUGUGAUUCAACUAGCCUUCGAAGUAAUAUAGAAAGUUAUGCAAACUUCAUCCAAGCACCUCCUUCUGAAAGGGCCUCACUUGAGCAGCUGAGAUUUCCAAGGGUUCUGGGAGACAUGGUGGAAUCUAUUGUUGGGGCCGUUCUGGUUGAUACAGGGUUUGACAUGAACUAUGUUUGGAACAUAAUGUUAUCUUUUCUGGAUACUAUUAUGAGCUAUUCAGGCUUCCAACUUAGUCCUAUUCGGGACAUAAAAGAAUUUUGUCAAAGUUGUGGCUGGAAGCUUCAGUUCCAUGCAUCAGAAGAGCCAAAAUCUUAUUCAGUUGAAGCGGAGGUGAAAGGAAACAACUUUCAUGCCACUGCUUCUGCAGUCAACCGUAGUAAGAAACACGCCGAGAAAAUUGCUGCCAAUCUUAUACUCACCAAGUUGAAGGAAAAAGGAUUCAUACCUAAGGUCAAUUCAUUGGAGGAAAUUUUAAGGUCAAGCAGUAAGAUGGAACCAAAAUUGAUUGGAUAUGAUGAAGCACCCUUGGACACUAUCAAUCUUGGACCAGAAUUUUCUGGUGCAGACUUAGAACUGAAGCCUAGCAUGGCCUUUGGUGGUCAUGAUAGUUCCACAGACUUGCAGUCAUCAUCAGGUCGGUCGGGUAAAACAACAGCCAUAUCACGUCUGUAUGAAACCUGUGCUGCAAACCAUUGGAAUGACCCUUCAUUUGAUUGCAUGGAUGAGGAAGGACCAAGCCAUUUAAAGAUGUUUACUUAUAAGGUUGUAUUAAAGAUAGAAGAAGCCCCUGCUAGGACUUUGGAAUUCAUUGGAGCACCUCAGUUGAGAAAGAAGGCUGCGGCGGAGCAUGCAGCUGAAGCAGCUCUUUGGUACUUGGAAAAGGAAGGGUACUUGCCGCUUGCCUCACACAGAUUGAUACAAUAAUUACUGAUAAUGUGUUAAACAGUGUAGUGUUGUUGGAUAGUCUCAAUGUCCAACCCCUUCAACUUCACCACUGAUUCCACAUGGCCCUUUAGAGUGUGCAGUUCCCUCAGCCUGCACCAUUCAACAUUGAACCAAUUCAUAAAAUUUGAUUCUUCAUUUUCAUGACAGAACUUUUUCUGGGUAAUGAUUUGUUUUUUAAUUUACCUUGCAAUUUCAGCUCUUUUCUUGGCUUGCUCAGCAAUCUCUGAAUGAUCCUCGUGGCUGCUACUCUCAUGAAAUAUGGUUUCUGGUGGCUGCAGGCCGUGCAUCGUCCGUUGUUCUGUUGCCCAUUGUGCUUCUCUUUCGCCUAUUCCGUAAUCCUUCUUGGUUGUAAAGGCUGUCUACGUAGUAGAAUGGCCGAUAAAAUUUAUUAGCAUGAGAUGCGAUAAGUGAAUGACAUUACAAAAGUUCGAGCACAGACCUUAUUGUCGAGCAUGUUGUCCCAGGCCUUGCCGCUGAGGGCGUAUCGAAUUGUGAAUUUGAGAAUAUCAAGAGGGAAGUAAGUAACAAUACUGUAUACCCAGAUGGCUCCUGCCCAUCCCCAACCAAUGCCUUUAAUCCUUGCAAAGUCCCAUUCAGCAUAUACCGCAAUUAGAGUGGCAACCUGAAGUGUAGCAGAAUCAAGAAUCAGUAGAUGUGUGAAAUUUUGAAAAGGUUAUUAGAAAGUAAGUACAAGAAGGAAUGUUCCUACCAACUGUGCGGCAAUGAAGGCAAUAAUUAGCAAGUAACCAGGGCAUUCAACAAAGGACCAGCUUCUUGACCUUGUGACAAAGAUGAGGGCUUGACUGAUGAUGCUCACUUGAAGAUAGAGAGCAGAGUUGAUCUCAGCAAUACCUUUGAGGGGCUUCACGCCAAAUGUGUUCUGCUUAUAAUGUUGAGAUGUUAGUAUACAAUGUCAUGUUCUUUGCAUUUAGGAAGGGAGCUUGAUGUUGUUUUCUCACCGGGAAGAAGUUGGUUUCAAUGGCGAGCCAGAAGAAAACGACGCUCAUGAUGGCCAUGUAUGUUCCAAGGACAACACCAGUAGCAAAGAUUUCUUUGAGUUUCCAUGAGUCUGGCACAGGUGAUGGCUUGACCCUGUCCUUUGAAAUGGUCAUGAUGGUUCCAUCGUUAAGGAUGGCAAUGAUCAAGACCAUAAAAGGCGAGAAAUCAAACUUCCAAAUGAGAGCAACAAGCAUGAAUCCCAACACAAUACGGAUUGUAAUGGAAACUGCAUAGAUGGUGUAGUUCUUCAUUCUCUGAAAGAUGGCUCUGCUGGUUAGUACAGCACUCACAAUCACACUUAGCCCUGGCUCUGUCAAGACAAUGUCUGAUGCACUUCUUGCUGCAUCGGUUGCGUCGGCCACAGCAAUGCCAAUGUCGGCUCUCUUGAGAGCAGGAGCAUCAUUGACACCAUCUCCUGUCAUGCCACAAAUAUGAUUCCUCUCCUGAAGUUUCUUAACGAUUUCAUACUUAUGUUCUGCAACCGAAAAAUGACGAGUUUAGUUCAGUCGAGGAAGGCUGAUGGUUUCAUAUAUCUCAUUGCGGUUGAAAGAACAAUGUGAUUACCAGGGAAGACACCAGCAAACCCAUCAGCCUUCUCAAUUAGUUCAUCCACAGGAAUGGAAGCAAUAGACUCAUCCUUGGAUUGGCCGAGCAAAGACGAUGAUGGAUACAUGUUGGUGCCCAUACCGAGCCUUCGACCAGUUUCUUUUCCUAUUGCAAGUUGGUCACCGGUGAUCAUCUUAACAUUAACACCAAGUUCGAGAGCUCGACGGAUGGUUUCUGCACUAUCAUGCCUUGGAGGAUCAAAUAGGGGCAAGAGACCAACAAAUUCCCAAGGUUCUCCAGCACUCUCUUUGUCCUUAUCUUGAACAGUCUAUAAAUGAGAGAAAAAAAGGUUCAAGAUUGAUAAGAAAGCUUGUUCAUACAUGAAUCCAUUUCAGUAUAUUCACACAUAUUCACCUGUCGACCAACUGCCAAGGAACGUAGACCACGAUUAGCAUA